UAUCUUCCAAAUCAUGGCUGAUGAAAAUCAAGACUUGAUGUACAGCCCCAGUGAAGGCAGAAUGGGAAGCCCCAGUGAAGCUGCUCUGCUUGCACUAAUGGAGAAGACUGGCUACAGCAUGGUACAGGAGAAUGGACAGAGGAAAUUUGGGGGGCCCCCACCAGGCUGGGAGGGCUCACCUCCGCCUCGUGGUUGUGAGGUAUUUGUUGGUAAGAUCCCUCGUGACAUGUACGAAGAUGAACUGGUUCCAGUGUUUGAGAGAGUAGGAAGGAUUUACGAGUUCAGGUUAAUGAUGGAGUUCAGCGGGGAGAAUCGUGGUUACGCGUUCGUCAUGUAUACCACUAAGGAGGCUGCACAGCAAGCCAUUCAUAUGCUGGACAACUUUGAGAUUCGCCCAGGGAAGUUCGUAGGUGUGUGCGUCAGCCUGGAUAACUGCAGACUGUUCAUUGGUUCGAUCCCGAAGGAGAAGAAGAAAGAAGAAAUCCUUGAGGAGAUGAAGAAAGUUACAGAAGGUGUUGUGGAUGUCAUUGUCUACCCGAGUACCACAGACAAAACCAAGAACCGUGGGUUUGCAUUUGUGGAAUAUGAGUCUCAUAAAGCAGCAGCCAUGGCUAGGAGGAAGCUUAUCCCAGGCACCUUUCAGCUGUGGGGACACACUAUUCAAGUAGAUUGGGCAGAACCAGAAAAGGACGUGGAUGAAGAAACUAUGCAGCGGGUGAAAGUGCUUUACGUGCGUAACCUGAUGAUUUCUACUGCAGAAGAGACGAUACGGAAUGAAUUCAGCAAAUUAAAGACUGGUGCGGUGGAGCGUGUGAAAAAACUGACAGAUUACGCAUUUGUGCACUUCUACAGUCGAGAUGACGCCAUCAGCGCAAUGCACUUCAUGAAUGGGAAGAGCAUUGAUGGUUCGAACAUUGAGGUGACGUUGGCCAAGCCAGUCAAUAAGGAGAGCAGCAGGAGAUACAAUCAGAAAGGUCAGGUAAGCCAAAACCCUGAAGGCUUUCUGUUCCAAAACAAAGACGAUGGGAACCCCACCACUCCCACACGACCACUGAGCCUGCCAGCCAGACUGAACAGUCAUCACAACCCCAGUACCCCUGAAGUAGAGAGAUACGUUUACCCAUUUUUCCCAGGGAUCAACCUGGUUGCAAUAAGCAUGUAUUCCUUAAAAUUGGGUCAUUUCUGCUCAGCAGUAACACGUCUAGAUUACUACUGCAGCAAAAACAAUUGGGCACCACCAGAGUAUUAUCUGUUCUCCACAACGAGUCAAGAUGGGAAACUCCUGUUGAUCUAUAGGAUUGUUAUCACUGCCACUCGCAGCAGUUUUAUGCCAGAUAAACUCUGUACCAUUCUGGAAGAUGCCAAAGAGUUGGCUGCACAGAAUGCACUGUGGAAUUUAGAUUGCACUUUUUGUGGCCCUACAUCACCCAAUAGCCUUUCUCCUGGUACUACUUCAAGUAACAGUUUGCUUCCUUAUGGAUGUAGACCUUGCUCUUACCCAAGCUUCCCACUCUCACCAGCUCUACCUGUGGUGAAUGGAAGUCAUGUUGGACAGAGAUUAUUCAUCUCCAAUCAGUCACCGUUCUUUUAA
Messenger RNA from Polyodon spathula (Mississippi paddlefish), 1591 nucleotides. RefSeq names its product RNA binding motif protein 46 (gene rbm46). The transcript is spliced from 4 exons. The coding region runs from base 14 to 1591 and encodes 525 amino acids. Gene Ontology annotation, cellular component: nucleus. The record is from RefSeq and is a predicted model, not a curated record. Gene Ontology annotation, molecular function: mRNA binding. Lineage: Eukaryota; Metazoa; Chordata; Actinopteri; Acipenseriformes; Polyodontidae.